CUUCUUAAACGAAAAACCAAAAAGCCCAAAUACAACAAAUAAAAACCUUCACCAAAACAGCAAUAAUUAUGGUAAUAACUAUUUAAUUAAGGACUUGUCUUUUGUGUGGACGAACCAGGGUAACAAAAUUGGGAAGGCAAUAACUCCUAUCAGAUGGUCCGCGAUCCAAGAGCUGUCCAUUUGUUCUAUUUGUCUAGGUUAUUCAAAAUUUUAAUAAAUAAUAUUUGCCAAAUUAUGGAUUUUCGUAAAAUAUUGCUUGCUAGAAAUUUAAAUCAAAUUCGACAUUAUUGUAGUAAAAGGAGAAAAGAAACCCUUCCUGAGAAAUCACCGUUUAAAAAUAUGCAAAUGUUUAGCAGGGAUGGAGAUAACGGUACCUCAAAACUUCUCUCGGGAGAAAUUCUUCCCAAAGACCAUCAAAUGUUCGUAGCUAUAGGUGCCACAGAAGAAUUGCUGAGUUAUAUUGGAUUAGCUCGGGAAUAUGCCUACGAGUCUGAGCAACUAUAUACGGACAAAUUAAAGAGAAUUCAAACCAUUGUUAUUGAUAUUAGCACUGCAAUUUCUAGAAAUAACAAGGUUACUAUUUUACCUAUCUACACCAAAGAGUUGGAGGACUGGAUACAGGAAUAUGCAAAACAAUUAUCACCACCAGAACAACACAUAAUUCCUGGAGGGGGUAUAGCAAGUGCUUCUUUACAUGUUGCCCGGGCAAUUUGCAGAAAAACAGAAAGGGUGGUGCUUCCUUUAGUCAGAGAAGAAAAACUUGAUAAAGAAGCUGCUGUUUAUCUUAAUCGUCUUUCAGAUUUUCUCUUUACCGUUUCCAGAAUUGCUGCAAAACAUGAUCAAAGAAAUGAGAAUAUUUACAUACCCAAACCAGAUGAAAAAAUCCAGGCCCAGUAAAUGAAAAAUUUUUUGGAUUGUUAUUGAAAUCGUUCUCCUUUUGAUUUUCUGUGCUGAUUAGCAGUCAAUUUAAAGAGAAAGAGAGAGAAAUUGAGAGAGAAUUCAUAGACCCUAGUGUUUAACUUAAAAAAUUGAUUAUUUUUCCUACUUUUUGUCUCAGCAAAGAAUAUAAUCUAUGUUCUUAUGGUUUUUCCUCCUUGUUCCUUGUAGCUUCUGAUACAUGGCAGAUGUCUAGAUUUUAUAUUUAGUUGCUAACAAAUUCCAUAAAAAAAAUGUGAAAUUGUUAUUAAUAAUAAAUUAUUAAAGAAGUUUCAUUUUCCGUUACUUGCAAGAAAGUAAGUUCAGUCAUAUGGAAAAAUUAUUCAAAUGAAUUUUAAUUGUUGAUAUCUUGGAAAAUCAAUUAGUUAUAUCCAGUUCAUGAAAUAAUUAUUUAAUUAUAUUAAUUAAUAAUUAUGAAUUAUGACAGUGUUUCUUAUUUUGUUUUUUUUUUCAACCACCUGGGCUAUAUUUUUGAGACCAAAGUUUUCACAAACAACAAAACUGUGGGCACUCUUAGUUUCUGAGCUACAGAGUGAUUAAAAAUAGGGCAUUCUCAGG
Cylas formicarius (sweet potato weevil) is the source of this 1494-nucleotide messenger RNA. RefSeq names its product corrinoid adenosyltransferase MMAB-like. The transcript has 4 exons. Bases 154 to 897 code for a protein of 247 amino acids. NCBI's taxonomy places the organism in Eukaryota, Metazoa, Arthropoda, Insecta, Coleoptera, Brentidae. The record is from RefSeq and is a predicted model, not a curated record. Gene Ontology annotation, molecular function: corrinoid adenosyltransferase activity.